Molecule: messenger RNA, 2114 nt
Organism: Onychostoma macrolepis
Lineage: Eukaryota; Metazoa; Chordata; Actinopteri; Cypriniformes; Cyprinidae
Gene: opn6a
Product: opsin 6, group member a
Exons: 8
Coding region: 319-1551 (410 amino acids)
Biological process (GO): G protein-coupled receptor signaling pathway
Cellular component (GO): membrane
Molecular function (GO): G protein-coupled receptor activity
Source: RefSeq, a predicted model, not a curated record
UGUUGCCAUAGAAACUGGUGUUGAUUGGCUGGUCUGGAGUUUGAUGUUUGCAGGAGCUCGCUGAUGCUGCAGUUCAUCGUAACCUUCACGUUUGCAGACGUCAGCGUUGGGACCAGGCUGUGAGGAGAGGUCUGUUUCUGGCUCGCUGACAGACACAUCUGGAUUAGCGCGUCACGUCUCCGCGCUCGGUAUUUUUAACCGGCUUUAAAGAGUCUCUCAGCAGAGAAGCGGCGCGUCUUCAGAGCAGAGCGGGCGUUAAACGGAGCCGCAGGUGGAGAAUCGUUCAUUCAUGACUCUUUAGACGCUCGGGAAGCCGCUAUGUCUGUGCAAAACCCGCUUCAGGUGGUGAACAUCCCCUGGAGGAACAACAACUUCAGCCUGAUGAGCCGCGACCCGCCGCUGUCCGAUCAGGGAGAGACGAUCAUCGGCGUCUACCUGCUCAUCCUGGGUUGGUUGUCGUGGUUUGGCAACAGCAUCGUGAUCUUCAUUCUGUUCAAGCAGAGAUCGUGUCUCCAGCCCACAGACUAUCUGACGCUCAACCUCGCUGUUUCUGACGCCAGCAUCUCCGUGUUCGGAUACUCCCGAGGAAUCCUCGAGAUCUUCAACAUCUUCAGGGAUAACGGAUACCUCAUCACCUCUGUGUGGACCUGCCAGGUGGACGGCUUCUUCACGCUGGUCUUCGGUCUGGGCAGCAUCAACACACUGACCGUCAUCAGCAUCAGCAGAUAUAUCAAGGGCUGUCACCCCAAUAAAGCUCACUGCAUCACCAACGCCACCGUGCUCACAUCAGUCAUCUUCAUCUGGACAGGAGCCCUGUUCUGGUCUGGAGCCCCGGUCCUCGGCUGGGGAAGCUACACAGAUCGUGGAUAUGGCACCUGUGAGAUCGACUGGGUCAAAGCCAACUACUCCACCAUCCACAAGUCCUACAUCAUCUCCAUCCUCAUCUUCUGCUUCUUCAUCCCCGUGCUGAUCAUGCUGUUCUCGUACGUCUCCAUCAUCAACACGGUGAAGCGAGGAAACGCCAUGUCAGCCGAAGGAGAUCUGACCGACAGACAGCGCAAGAUCGAGAGAGACGUCACCAUCGUGUCUAUAGUGAUCUGCACGGCGUUCAUCCUGGCCUGGUCUCCGUACGCGGUCGUGUCCAUGUGGUCAGCCUGGGGUUUCCACGUGCCCAGUCUCACCAGCAUCUUCACGCGGCUCUUCGCCAAAUCCGCCAGCUUCUACAACCCUCUGAUCUACUUCGGCCUGAGCUCCAAGUUCCGGCGAGACGUGAGCGUGCUGCUGCCCUGCGGCGGCGAGGCCAAAGACGCCGUCAAGCUCAAGCGCUUCAAGAAGAUCAAGGCCAAGGCGGACGGCCAGAGAUUCAGAGCCGAGGAGAACCACCAGUUACACAAGAACCAGAAAAAACACCCUCCGGCAAACCCCGCCCCCAGCCCUGACUCAGGUGUGGGCAGUCACCUGGAGACUCCGCCCCCUGCUGUUAAACAGGUGUUCUUCAUCGACGUGCCCGAGCCGUCAGACACGCCCGAGUCCGAGUGCGUCAGACUGUAGAUCAACACUGUCAUUUUUAUUAAUCGCAUCCAAAAUAAAAGUUUUUCUUUAUAUAAUAUGUGACCCUGGAGCACAAAACCAGUCAUAUUUGUCAAAAUUAUGGAUUUUUCUUUUAUGCCAAAAAUCAUUAGGAUAUUAAGUAAAGAUCAUGUUCCAUGAAUAUAUUUAGUAAAUUUCUUACUGUAAAUAUAUCAAAACUUCAUUUUUGAUUAGAUAUUGUCCGAUCCUAAUGGAAAGAUUAUUUAUUCAGAUUUCAGAUGAUGCAUAAACCUCAAGUUAAAAAAUUGACCCUUAUGACUGGUUUUGUGAUCCAGGGUCACAUAUAUGUGUGUGUACUGUACACAUAUAUACAUACAGUGUAUAUUUAGAAAAUUUUUACAUGUAUAUAUUUAUAUUCAUAUAAUUUAUAUUAUAUAUAAAUAUAUUUAAUAUAUAAACAUAACAUAUUUUUCUUAAAUAUAUACAUGCAUGCGUGUGUAUUUAUAUAUACACAUAAUAAAUAUACACAGUACACACAUAUAUUAUGUAAACAAAAGCUUUUAUUUUGAAUGCGAUUAAUCGCG